This is a messenger RNA of Centrocercus urophasianus (Greater sage-grouse), 2302 nucleotides long. It is a transcript of the gene CYTH1, whose product is annotated as cytohesin 1. Lineage: Eukaryota; Metazoa; Chordata; Aves; Galliformes; Phasianidae. Gene Ontology annotation, biological process: regulation of ARF protein signal transduction. The record is from RefSeq and is a predicted model, not a curated record. Bases 69 to 1268 code for a protein of 399 amino acids. Gene Ontology annotation, molecular function: guanyl-nucleotide exchange factor activity. The transcript is spliced from 13 exons.
CGGCACCCCAAAGGGCAGCACCUCUGCAGCGCUGUGUGGACGUGGGCAGAAGGAAACGGCCCGGCAGGAUGGUCCUCGGGGUGCAGGGCGGCGUGCCCAGUGACCUGACCCCGGAGGAGUGCCAGGAGCUGGAAAACAUCCGCCGCCGCAAGCAGGAGCUGCUGGCUGACAUUCAGCGGCUGAAAGAUGAGAUCGCAGAAGUGACGAAUGAGAUCGAGAACCUGGGCUCCACAGAGGAGAGGAAAAACAUGCAGAGAAACAAGCAGGUGGCAAUGGGCAGGAAGAAGUUCAACAUGGAUCCCAAGAAGGGCAUCCAGUUCCUGAUUGAGAACGACUUGCUGAAGAACACGUGUGAGGAUAUCGCUCAGUUCCUCUACAAGGGAGAGGGCCUCAACAAGACAGCCAUUGGGGACUACCUGGGUGAGAGGGAUGAGUUCAACAUCCAAGUCCUGCAUGCCUUCGUGGAGCUGCACGAGUUCACGGACCUCAACCUCGUCCAGGCACUGCGGCAGUUCCUGUGGAGCUUUCGGCUGCCAGGAGAGGCACAGAAGAUCGAUCGGAUGAUGGAGGCCUUUGCACAGCGGUACUGCCAGUGCAACCCCGGCGUCUUCCAGUCCACAGACACCUGCUAUGUGCUCUCCUUUGCUAUCAUCAUGCUGAAUACCAGCCUGCACAACCCCAACGUCAAGGACAAACCCACAGCAGAGCGCUUUAUUGCCAUGAACCGUGGCAUCAACGAUGGGGGGGACCUCCCUGAGGAGCUGCUGCGGAAUCUCUAUGAGAGCAUCAAGAAUGAACCCUUCAAAAUCCCAGAGGAUGAUGGCAAUGACCUCACCCACACCUUCUUCAACCCCGACCGGGAGGGCUGGCUGCUGAAGCUGGGAGGAGGAAGGGUGAAGACGUGGAAGCGGCGCUGGUUCAUCCUGACAGACAACUGCCUUUACUACUUUGAAUACACGACGGAUAAAGAGCCACGUGGCAUCAUCCCCCUGGAGAACCUGAGCAUCCGUGAGGUGGAGGACUCCAAGAAACCCAACUGCUUUGAGCUCUACAUCCCAGACAACAAGGACCAGGUAAUCAAGGCGUGCAAGACGGAGGCGGACGGGCGGGUGGUGGAGGGCAACCACACCGUGUACCGCAUCUCAGCCCCCACGCCUGAGGAGAAGGAGGAGUGGAUCAAGUGCAUCAAGGCAGCCAUCAGCCGGGACCCAUUCUACGAGAUGCUGGCUGCCAGGAAGAAGAAGGUGUCCUCCACCAAGAGGCAUUAGCAGCCUGGCGAGGCCGCCGGGCCCCAGGCAGCACCGUACCUCCCAUCCCCAGGGCUGCGGGGCUGGGGCUCAGCACGGCCGUGGGGCCAGGACCCAGCUUCAGCUUUGCAGUUUCUUUACCGUGGGGGGAGGGAAAGAGCAAGGGCGUCUCGGUGCCAUUGCCACCUCACUUCCAGACAGCUCCAGGCUGCAGCUGGGAUUCCCCUGCGCACAGUCCUGGGGUUGGCUGUGGGAUGGGAAGUGCCGCCUGUGCACAUCGCUCUCCCUUCCCACCUUGGCAGCCCAAUGCUUGUCCAGCAUUCCCCCGCUGAGCUCCCCCUGAGCAGCUUCCAGCCCUGGGCAGCAUUGAGCUGCAGCCAAUGGGCAGAAUGAGAGCCAGAUCAAGGGGAAUCCAGGGACCCCAUGUUGGGGACAUGCUUCUGGGUCCCAGCACUCGUGUCCUGAAGCACUUGAGGUGUCCCAUCCUGGAGAAGAAGGCUGGUGGCUGUGGGGUGCUGGAGGCAUGGGGCAGCCCUGGGGCAGUGGCAGCACUCUUGGCCCUCGUUGUAGCGGGCUUGGGGUGCCCUCCCCAGCCAUGAGGUGCCAGAGCUGGGUGAGGCUGCAGUCUGAUGGCACCGGGCUGGUGCUGCCUUGCCACAUCCUGCAGCCAUGAGCCCCUUGGUGCCGGGUUGGGACGGCCAUCGUGAGCCCCCCCCCCGUUCCCAGGCAGGACUGCACCAAGGAUGGCUGCAAUCAGGAUGUGGCCCCACGAGCACCACGGCCGUCCCAUUCCCCAGCCACACGCACAGGUCCGGAGAGGCACCUGGAUCAGUAUUAGUCUAUUUAUCAGAGGUGUAAAUAUUCCUGUAUAGUUUUCUCCUUUUAGAUUAUUUUGUAUGUUGGGGUUCUGUGCAGAGGUCUCUCUGGAGGGCGCGGUGUGGCAGGAUUUUAUAUUCUUUUUUUUUUUUCCUUUUUUUUUUUUCUUUUUUUUUUUUUUGCCACGGCUUUGUAAACUGCUGAGGAUCUGCAGCCAAUAAACACCGAACUGCGCUCAA